Molecule: messenger RNA, 1829 nt
Organism: Podospora bellae-mahoneyi
Lineage: Eukaryota; Fungi; Ascomycota; Sordariomycetes; Sordariales; Podosporaceae
Exons: 4
Coding region: 1-1632 (543 amino acids)
Molecular function (GO): monooxygenase activity; iron ion binding; oxidoreductase activity, acting on paired donors, with incorporation or reduction of molecular oxygen
Source: RefSeq, a predicted model, not a curated record
AUGUCCCACAUCACCCUCUCCCUCCUCCUCUCCCUAACAGAACUAACCCUCUCCCACCUCUUCCUCCCCACCUUCCCCAUCCCUCCUUCUUACCUCCUCCCCCUUUUCCUCGCGCAUUACCUCCCCUUGAUAAUCUACUCCCUCUUCCUCCACCCCUUUUAUUUCUCCCCGUUACGCACCCUCCCCACACCUGGGGGAAACCUCCCCCUGCUAGGCCAAACCCUCACCCUCCUCCGCGCAACCUCCCCCGUGCAAACAUACGUUGAUUGGGCCAACCGUUACCCACGUGCCCCGUUUAUCCGGUUUUUGGGUCUGUUCCAUUCAGAGAUGGUACUAGUUGCCAGUCCGGAGGCGCACAAGGAGGUGUUGAUGACGCACUGUUAUGAGUUUAAGAAGCCGGAUAUCAUGUUUAUUGGGGAUUUUGUCGGGAGGGGGUUGUUGUUUGCUGAGGGAGGGGAGCAUAAGAUUGCGAGGAGGAGGUUGAAUGGAGUUUUUGGGGUUGGUAGUGUGAGGAGGGUCAUGGGGGUGCUUUGGGGGAUGGCGGGGGGGUUGGGGGGGGUUGUGGAGGGGAUGGUAGGGGAGGAAGGGGAGGGGGUGGUUGAUGUGAAUGAGCUUUAUGUCAAGGCUACUAUUGAUGUGACCGGAGCGACGAUUUUGGGGGUUGAGUUGGGGAAUUUGAGGGGGGAGGAAGAAGGGGGGGAUAUGGACUUUCUCACCUCCUUCCGCCGCGUCUUCCAGCAGCCCCCGCUUUCCGCCCUCAUCUCCUUCAUCAACCUCUUCCUCCCCAUCCGCCGCUUCCUCCCCAUGGAGGCCAACCUAGGCUACCUCCGCGCCUCGGCACAACUCCGCCGGAUGACCCUCGACAUUGUCAAGAACCGCGUCAAAGAACUGGCUCAACCGGACUAUCGCAACCCUGUCAGCAACGGAGCUGACUUGCUCACGAUGAUGCUAGAGGGGGAGAUGUCCCUCAGCAAAGCCGGCGACAAAAUGACAGAAGACCAAAUCACGAACGAGCUGCUGACCUUCAUCGCGGCGGGGCAUGAGACCUCGGCUAAUGCCCUCCUGUGGGCGAGCUAUGUCUUGGCUGUCCACCCUGACAUACAGACGCGUCUCCGCAGGGAAAUCACAUCCCAUUUCGAGGCUGGCAAAACCCCGACUUAUGAGCAGCUGGAGUCGCUUGUUUAUCUCCACAACUUUUGCAGGGAAAUCCUCAGGCGGUAUUGUCCUGCGUUGAUGACGUUUAGGGAGGCACUGAAAGAUCUUACCAUUUGUGGCACUUUUAUCCCAAGGGGCACCGUACUUCUUCUCCUCCCGGCGGUGGCCUCACGGACGGCCUGGGUUUGGGGGGAGGAUGUUGACGAGUUCAAGCCGGAGAGGUGGGAGAAUUUGGCAGGGACGGAGGCGGACAGCCCUUAUGCUUUUGGGGCGUUUAUGCAUGGGCCAAGGAUAUGCAUAGGGAAGCAGUUUGCCAUGGUUGAGUUCAAGGUUUUGGUUGUGGAGCUGGUGACCAGGUUUGAGUUUGGGAUGACGGAGGAGUUGAAGGGGCUUGGGGGGAGGGAGCCGAGGACGACGAACCCGGGGAUGGGGUAUGUUCCUGCUGGGGGGAUGAGGGUUCAGUUUAGGAAGAUUUGAUUCUUUUUUGGGGUGUUGAAUCGAAUAUUUUGUAUCACCCCAUGGACGGCAUUACCGGUGACUUUGGGGGUUACAUGAACAUUUGGAGUCUGAUUUGGACACCGGUUGUCAAGUUGAGCACUUAUUUCUAGAAAAAAUUUCCAUUUAUGAUACUGUGCAAGCUGAGAAAAGAGAAGAAAAGCUGUGAGAAUACCUAG